This is a messenger RNA of Parathielavia appendiculata, 912 nucleotides long. Its product is annotated as mitochondrial carrier. Gene Ontology annotation, cellular component: mitochondrial inner membrane. The record is from RefSeq and is a predicted model, not a curated record. The annotation marks the transcript as partial. Gene Ontology annotation, biological process: transmembrane transport. Gene Ontology annotation, molecular function: S-adenosyl-L-methionine transmembrane transporter activity. The transcript is spliced from 2 exons. NCBI's taxonomy places the organism in Eukaryota, Fungi, Ascomycota, Sordariomycetes, Sordariales, Chaetomiaceae.
GCCGGGGCCGUCGCAGCAUUCACUGUUGAUGCCCUUGUUUACCCCUUGGAUACCAUCAAAACUCGCUAUCAGAGCCAGGGGUCUUAUAGCGUCAGAAACCAGCUGUCAACCGCCACAAGAGCACCCUACGCAGCGGUGAGGAGCUUGUACCAGGGAAUUGGAAGUGUGGUCCUUGCAACACUUCCAGCAGCGGCGCUCUUCUUUGCCAGCUAUGAGUCGGGGAAGUCGGUCCUCACACGCGUCCUCCCCAGCGCAACACCGGCAGCACCCAUCCAUGCAUUCGCCUCGGCAGGUGCCGAGCUGGUCUCUUGCCUUGUGCUCACGCCGGCCGAGGUAAUCAAGCAAAAUGCCCAGGUACUGCGGCGAUCGGCCGGCUCGCCUCCCCAACGGUCAUCCUCACUCGAAGCCUUCGACAUGCUACGGCGGGCCGAAGGCGGCGUAACACGGACCCUGUGGAGGGGAUACACGUCGUUGGUCGCGCGGAACCUACCGUUCACGGCGAUGCAGUUUCCCAUGUUUGAGUUCUUCCGUGGCAGAAUCCGGAGACGACGGGCUGGUAAACGCACGGAGUCACACGAAAAUCCCCUUCUCGUCGAGACCGGUCUGGUUAAUGGGGUUGCUGCGGCAGUCUCAGGCUCCAUUGCGGCAAUCUUGACGACACCUAUGGACGUGAUAAAAACGAGGGUCAUGCUUGGCGCUGGAGAUGACAAGUCGAGAUUUUCAGGCGGACAAGGCAAGUCGCGGACCGGCGGCGGCGGUCUUGCUAUCGCGAGGUCCGUUCUGGUGGAAAGCGGAAUACGAGGUCUGUUCAGAGGCGCUAUGCUGCGUGCGAUAUGGACGGCUCUUGGGAGCGGUCUGUAUCUCGGGUCGUAUGAGGUGACGAAGGCGUGGUUGAAACGCCAGUCUCCUUAA